This is a messenger RNA of Vitis riparia (riverbank grape), 679 nucleotides long. Its product is annotated as cysteine-rich PDZ-binding protein. Lineage: Eukaryota; Viridiplantae; Streptophyta; Magnoliopsida; Vitales; Vitaceae. Gene Ontology annotation, molecular function: microtubule binding. Bases 90 to 380 code for a protein of 96 amino acids. The transcript is spliced from 4 exons. Gene Ontology annotation, biological process: cytoplasmic microtubule organization. The record is from RefSeq and is a predicted model, not a curated record.
UAUAUCCAACUCCAAUUCUAACCGUAUUGGGCUCUCGAACCCUACUUAGGGCUCUGCAACUGAAAAAAGGGAAAUCCAGAAGACGAAGAAUGGUGUGCGACAAGUGUGAGAAGAAGCUUUCGAAGGUGAUAGUGCCGGACAAGUGGAAGGAAGGAGCCAGCAACACUACCGAAGGCGGUGGUCGCAAAAUCAACGAGAACAAGCUCCUCUCCAAGAAGAACCGAUGGACUCCUUAUGGGACAACCAAAUGCAUCAUUUGCAAGCAGCAAGUACACCAGGAUGCCAAGUACUGUCACACCUGUGCCUACACAAAAGGAGUGUGUGCAAUGUGUGGGAAGCAAGUGCUGGACACCAAGUUGUAUAAACAAAGCAAUGUAUAAUACGAAGCAGAUACUAGUUGGUGUUCUAUGCUCAACCUUGGCCUUUUUCUCAAGCUUUGGUCUCUAUCAUUAAGUUAGAGCUUACCUAAUUUGUAAUUGAGGCUUCAAAAGGUCACAAACAAUCACUAAUUUGCAUUUUUCCCAUUAUAAUCAUGGUAGUGUCAUGAAAUUCUACUCGUGUAAGCUAAUAUUGCAAGUUGCAACUUGUCAGUCUAUGUGGCCUAUAGUCUUCAUCUGGCGCUUUUUUCAUUAGCCUCUUCAGCAAUUCCAUUGGUUUUAGAAUGCCUUGUCGACUGAAA